Sinocyclocheilus anshuiensis is the source of this 1492-nucleotide messenger RNA. RefSeq lists its product as uncharacterized. The transcript is spliced from 8 exons. Lineage: Eukaryota; Metazoa; Chordata; Actinopteri; Cypriniformes; Cyprinidae. Bases 15 to 1475 code for a protein of 486 amino acids. The record is from RefSeq and is a predicted model, not a curated record.
CUGAAUGAGAGAAAAUGAAGAGAAAGUCAGUGAAGGAGGGAGAAUCUGUCACUUUAGAUCCUGGUGUAAUAAAAAACCCAAAUUAUUUGAUGAAAUGGCUUUUUAAUGACGUUCACAUCGCUGAAAUCAAUGGAGAUCUUAGUUUUAUCUGUACAGAUGUUCAGUGUUUAUAUGCUGACGAGAGAUUCAGAGGCAGACUGAAGCUGAAUCAUAUGACUGGAUCUCUGACCAUCACAAACACCAGAAGUGAAGACUCUGGACUCUAUUAUCUGCUGAUAACCACCAUCCGGUUCAACAUCAUAAGGAGCUUCAUUGUUGAUGUCACUGGUGUUUACGGUGUUCAUACAGACAGUGUGUCCGUGAUGGAGGGAGAUUCAGUCAUUCUACACACUGAUGUUGAAACAAAUCAGCAAAAAGAGAUUAGAUGGUAUUUUUAUGAAAUCCGCAUCGCUCAAAUCACUGAAGAUCUCAGUUUUAUCUGCACAGAUGUUCAGUGUAAAUAUAGUGAUGAGAGAUUCAGAGACAGACUGAAGCUGAAUCAUCAGACUGGAUCUCUGACCAUCAUGAACAUCAGAACCACAGACUAUGGAGUCUAUCAUCUAGAGAUCAUCAGAGACAGUGGCAUCAGUCAUGACACCUUCAGUGUUGCUGUUCAUGGUGUUUCUGCCGCUGAACGAGAUGAAAUGAAGAUGAAGUCGGUGAAGGAGGGAGAAUCUGUCACUUUAGAGUUUGAUGUAAUAAACAACCUGAAUUAUCCGAUGAUGUGGUAUUUUAAUGACAUUUGCAUGACUGAAAUCACUAGAGAUCAGAAUGGAACCUGUACAGAUGUUCAGUGUAAUGAAGGUACUGAGAGAUUCAGAGACAGACUGAAGCUGGAUCAUCAGACUGGAUCUCUGACCAUCAUGAACAUCAUAUACACAGACCCUGGACUGUAUAAACUACAGAUCAUCAGCAGUAACAGCAUCAGUGAAAAGAUCUUUAGUGUCACUAUUCAUGAUGUUCCUGGCGUAGAGACAGAUAAAACAAAGGCCGAGUCAGUGAAGGAGGGAGAAACUGUCACUUUUGAUCCUGGUGUCAUAAACAACCCAAAUUAUUUGAUGAGAUGGUAUUUUAAUGACAUUCUCAUCACUGAAAUCACUGGAAAUCAGAGUAAGAUCUGUACAGAUGCUGAUGAGAGAUUCAGAGACAGACUGAAGCUUGAUCAUCAGACUGAAUCUCUGAUCAUCACAAACACCAGAACCACAGACUCUGGAGAUUAUCAUCUUGAGAUCGUCACCAACAGCAGCAGCAUUCGCCGUCAGUACAGCAUCAGAAUUAUCAGCGAACAGAGCCAUAGUGAGACUGUCACAAACUGGAUUGUGCUUGUACUUGGUAUAGCAGGAGCAUGUGUUGGUGUUCUGCUGGUGUUUGCAGGUGUAACUGGAGAGUGUUGUAGAAAACAUGCCUUGCAAAGGGUGUCCUGUAUCGCUUGCUAAAUCAUAAAACAACUGGC